Messenger RNA from Strigops habroptila (Kakapo), 2429 nucleotides. RefSeq names its product prostaglandin-endoperoxide synthase 1 (gene PTGS1). Gene Ontology annotation, cellular component: neuron projection; cytoplasm. Gene Ontology annotation, molecular function: peroxidase activity; oxidoreductase activity, acting on single donors with incorporation of molecular oxygen, incorporation of two atoms of oxygen; heme binding. The transcript is spliced from 10 exons. Lineage: Eukaryota; Metazoa; Chordata; Aves; Psittaciformes; Psittacidae. Gene Ontology annotation, biological process: response to oxidative stress; cyclooxygenase pathway. The record is from RefSeq and is a predicted model, not a curated record. Bases 80 to 1585 code for a protein of 501 amino acids.
GGGAGGAGGCGCGUCUGGGGCGGGAGCGGCGGGGCCGGGCCGAGAGCGGCGGCGGGACGCGGCGGAGCUGCCUCUCGCCAUGGGCGGUGGGUGCCGGGGCCGGGCCCCGCCGGCCGCGGGGCUGCGGCUGCUCCUGGCCCACGCUCUGCUGCUCUGCACCACCGGGAGCGCCGCGACCGACGGCUCCGUGAAUCCCUGCUGCUAUUUCCCCUGCCAGCACCAAGGGGUGUGCGUGAGGGUCGGCCUGGGGGGGUAUGAGUGCGACUGCACGCGGACAGGAUACUUCGGGGACAACUGCACCUCCCCUGAGCUCUGGACGUGCAUCCGCAACCUGCUGAAGCCCAGUCCUGCCUUCUACCACUUCAUCCUGACCCACUUCAAGUGGUUUUGGGACAUCAUCAACAGCACCUCCAUCAGGGACACGCUCAUGAGGCUCGUGCUCAUAGUUCGUGCCAAUCUCAUCCCCAGUCCCCCCACCUUUAACUCUGACUAUGGUUACAUCAGCUGGGAGGCCUAUGCCAACGUCAGCUACUACACCCGCAUCCUCCCGCCCGUGCCGGAAGACUGCCCAAUGCCCAUGGGGACCAAAGGGAAGCAGCAGCUCCCUGACCCCCAGCUCCUGGCAGAGAGGUUCUUGCUGCGGCGGAGGUUUGAAGCUGAUCCCCAAGGCACCAACCUGAUGUUUGCCUUCUUCGCCCAGCAUUUCACCCACCAGUUCUUCAAGACAUCCGGGAAGAUGGGACGUGGCUUCACCAAGGCACUGGGGCACGGGGUGGACCUCGGGCAUUUGUAUGGGGACAACCUGCAGCGGCAGCACCAGCUGCGACUUUUCAAGGAUGGGAAGCUGAAAUUCCAGGUGGUGGAUGGAGAGGUGUACCCCCCCACGGUCACUGACGCCCCAGUUCACAUGGUCUAUCCGCCUGCUGUCCCCAAGGAGAAGCAGCUGGCGAUAGGGCAGGAGGUAUUCGGGCUGCUGCCGGGGCUCUGCAUGUACGCCACGCUCUGGCUGCGUGAGCACAACCGUGUCUGUGACAUACUGAAACGGGAGCAUCCCACCUGGAGCGAUGAGCAGCUCUUCCAGACAGCUCGUCUCAUCCUCAUCGGAGAGACCAUUAAGAUCAUCAUUGAAGACUAUGUCCAGCACCUCAGCGGGUACUACCUGAGCCUCAAGUUUGACCCUGAGCUGCUCUUCGGGACACAGUUCCAGUACCGGAAUCGCAUCGCAGUGGAAUUCAACCAGCUCUAUCACUGGCACGGGCUGAUGCCCGACUCCUUCGUCAUCCAGGGGGAAGAGUACAGCUAUGAGCAGUUCCUCUACAACACCUCCAUGCUCCUGGACUAUGGUGUGGAGGCAUUGGUGGAGUCCUUUUCCAAGCAGAUUGCAGGAAGGAUCGGUGGGGGACAAACCAUCAACGCCAAUGUCUUGAAAGUGGCUGUUGGGGUCAUCAAGGAAUCCCGGCAGCUCAGGCUCCAGCCAUUUAAUGAGUAUCGGAAGAGGUUUGGCAUGAAGCCCUACAAGUCCUUUCAGGAGCUCACAGUGUUUCAUGCCCAUGAAGAUUGCAGUUAUUUUUGGGCACGCAAUUAGCAGUUGGGAAGGGUUUAACUGCAAGAAUGGCCAAGAGGAGCAGCAGCAACGGUGCCUGUGCCAAGAACGAGAAGCAGUGUUACAGCACAUCUUCUCUCUGCCCCCCUCUCCUUUUUACUUCUUAUAUUCAAUGAUUAAUUACAUUCAGACCUUUUUCGUUUCCUUUUUGCUACUGGCACUGUAAAUUGUCCAUCAUAUACCUCUGCACUGGAGAGUAAUAACCAGGAAUCAUCUUGCUGCAGGCCAUGCAACAGAGCAGCAGCAGAGGUUUUGAUCCUGUUACAGUUUUGCUGCCAUAAGGGCAAAAAAAUAAAGCACUUUAUAUAAAAUAAAACUUCAAAGCAACUUAAGCAGUCAGCGCUCCCUGACCUUCGCUCCAAGCCAGGUUGGAUGAUGCUGCUAAUAUGCACCCUCUCUGCAUGACAGACUUCACUGAAUCUCCUCCUGAAUAUAAAUUACAGGGGUUUUCUUUUCCUUAAAUGCACUGAUAGCCAUGUUCACUGAUUUAAUUUCACAUAACUUUCAUGGUUUUUUUUUCCGUGAUUCUGAGAUGAAAAGAACUAAUCUCUCACCACAUUUGACAAUCUGGAUUUCUGCCAGUUUCCUUAAAACAGCUACAAUUUGUGCCAACUCAGUAAUUUUUAAUUACAAAUUAUUUCUUCUUCUCCUAAUGCUACUUUUUAAAACACAGUUCAAAUAGACACAGUAAUAAAUUCUUCUUUUUCUAUCCUAAGAUUCAUUCUUAUUAAGAGCAUAGUGCCUGCACAGAGACAUUUGCAUUUCUUCCUGGUGUUCCAAACUGCCUUAUGUAAAACUUGCAAUUAAACUUAAUCAUUAAACAGGG